UUCAAACGUUCACACGUUUUCUUGGCGUUGUUUGUCGUCCGGUGUUAAAUUUUUAACAGUUUUAUCUUUAUUUCAUAAAAUGUAACGUUGUGCUUGUGUCCGAUGCCCAUCUAUCAACUUUCAUCCAAUAUUGCCAAAAACAAUAAAAGAAACAUGUAGGCGCGAACAAUAGGAGAAUAAAAUGUUUGCAAUAGCUGCAUUAUGUACAUCCAUAUGACAUAGCCAUAGAUAUAUGCAAUAAAUGGAUCACACUUAGGAACACAAUAAUGGCUUCACCCACCCAUUUGGAUUCAGCUAGCAAAACAGAGCAGAGCAAAAAGCUUACCACAAUUGAGAUAGUUGGAGGCAUAAAUUGUCACAUCUGCCAGUCAAGGUUCCAGAACAAAAAGGAUUAUGACACUCACUAUAUUAAACACGAGAGCAAUAAUGCAGUCAUAGUGUACACCUGCGUAGUGUGCAACCAGAGCAUCUCCGGCUACCCCAGCUUCCGAGGACAUUGUUACACCAAGCAUGUCAUAAAAAGUAAAUUCAAGUGCGACCAUUGUAAUAAGGAGUUUUCAAAAUUUAUAGCUCUAAAAGAACAUAUCAAUACACAGCAUAAGUUUAAUUGUCGCUCGUGCAACAAAAAUUUUAAUUCAAAAAAAGAACGGCAGAUCCAUCAGAUUGUUCAUAACACCGACAAUCCGCCGUACAAUUGUCAGUCGUGUAACAAACAAAUCAACAGUGUGGACAGCUGCGAGGACCACAUCAGUCUACAUUCCUCCUUCAUAUACAUGUGCCCUAUCUGCGGUAAAAACGAAACCAAGAAACAUGAAGCAGUUCUACAUCUCAGACAGCACUUUAAAGAUGAGGAUAAUGUUGAGACAAGUUUAAAUGGUGAAGAAAUACCUCCUGAUGAUAUCAUAGAAAACCUUGGUGGUAUAUCUUGCUGCAUCUGCUUCACCGUGCAUAAAAACCGUUUGGCUUUCGACGCUCACUUCUCUCUGAAACAUGGCGAUUUAGACAUUGUGUACACUUGUAAUAAAUGCGAAAAGCAAUGCGAAAAGUACUCCAUAUUUGCUAACCACUGCUACUACCAUUAUAUGAAGAACAGAUUCAACCCCGGACGGCAGCAGCUGCAGCAGCACAUGAACACACACAACGGCCUCAAGCCAUACAAAUGUGACGCAUGCCCCAAAACGUUCGCUAGCUAUCCCAAUUGGAUGAAACAUAUGCGGAGAAUACAUAAUAUUAAAGGGAAAAUAAAGAAAAUGAGUGAAGCCGUAGAAUCCAAUAGUGAAAAUUCAGAUACAAGUGGCUUCCAGGAAAGCCCAGUUAAUACUGUCACCUCAGAGACAUCGGACACAAAUGUAGAUGCAGACAUAGUUCAGUCAGAUGACAGCGCGAUGGAGUCGGAUAGCAUUGAGCCCCUCGGUAUAGAAAAUGAUAUGCAAUUAUUUGAAGCCACCGAUAUGUGCACUGAUGUGUUGGCGGAGAGCACCAAUCUGUUCACACCUGAAUCCAUAGAGGAGUGCCUGGUGCGGGAGAGCUCGUCGCCGGGCGACUUCCCGCGCGAGUACGGGCCCGAGUUCAACAGCGGGCUGGGGGGCGGCGGCUGCGGGUACAUCGACCUGUACGAGCCCGCCAAGUGGGAGCCGCUCAUCACUAAAGUGUACAACGAGUACACGUACGGCGACAACGCGCUGUCCCUCAUGAAUACAGAUAUAUUUUGA
Messenger RNA from Papilio polytes (common Mormon), 1712 nucleotides. Its product is annotated as zinc finger protein 112-like. The coding region runs from base 267 to 1712 and encodes 481 amino acids. The record is from RefSeq and is a predicted model, not a curated record. Lineage: Eukaryota; Metazoa; Arthropoda; Insecta; Lepidoptera; Papilionidae. Gene Ontology annotation, cellular component: nucleus. The transcript is spliced from 7 exons.